Molecule: messenger RNA, 576 nt
Organism: Acanthosepion pharaonis
Lineage: Eukaryota; Metazoa; Mollusca; Cephalopoda; Sepiida; Sepiidae
Source: the annotation of a GenBank genome assembly
AUGAUACGUGCUACACAUUCAGACUUUUCUUUCUUUCUUUCUUUCUUUCUUUCUUUCUUUUCUUUUCAUUUUCUUUCUUUCUUUUUUCUUUCUUUCUCUGAUGAUAACACCAUAGGACAUGAUACGUGCUACACAUUCAGACCACUUCUUUCUUUUCUUUCUUUCUUUCUUCUUUCUUUUUUUUCUUUCUUUCUUUCUUUCUCUGAUGAUAACACCAUAGGACAUGAUACGUGCUACACAUUCAGUCCACUUCUUUCUUUCUUUCUUUCUUUCUCUGAUGAUAACACCAUAGGACAUGAUCCGUGCUACACAUUCAGACCACUUUUUCUUUCUUUCUUUUUUUCUUUAUUUCUUUCUUUUUUUCUUUCUUUCUCUGAUGAUAACACCAUAGGACAUGAUACGUGCUACACAUUCAGACCACUUCUUUCUUUCUUUCUUUCUUUCUUUCUUUCUUUCUUUUCUUUCUUUCUUUCUUUCUUUUUCUCUAGUAAUAACACCAUAGGACAUGAUACGUGCUACACAUUCAGACCACUUCUUUCUUUCUUUUUUCUUUCUUUUUCUUUGAUAACACCAUAG